This is a messenger RNA of Capsaspora owczarzaki ATCC 30864, 531 nucleotides long. RefSeq lists its product as hypothetical. The record is from RefSeq and is a predicted model, not a curated record. The transcript is spliced from 4 exons. NCBI's taxonomy places the organism in Eukaryota, Filasterea, Ministeriida, Capsasporidae. Bases 1 to 531 code for a protein of 176 amino acids.
AUGCGUUCCAAUUCCCGUUUCCAUCAACUUGAAAAACAAAAAAAUGCAGGCUACGGUGCUCCUCCCGGCGCCUAUCCUGGUUAUCCCGGUGGCCCUCCUCCAGCGGGUUACCCUGGUGGCCCGCCGCCCGCUGGCUACCCUGCUGGCUACCCUGCCCCCGGCUACCCCGGCUAUGGCGCGCCUCCGCCUGGCGCCCAUCCCCCUGGCGCGUACGGCGCUCCUCCUCCGGGAGCCUAUGGCGCUCCGCCGCCUGGUGCGUACGGCGCCCCUCCGCCUGGCGCUUACGGCGCACCCCCUGGAGCGUACGUCGUCCCUCACGGCGCCCCUCCUGGCGCUUAUGGCGUUCCUCCCCACGGCGUUGUCGUGACCCCUGCUCAUUACCCCGGCGCAACGGUUGUGCACACCAGCCACGGCUACGGCUACCACGGCAAGCACAAGCACAAGCACAAGGGCUUCAAGCUCAAGUUCAAGCGUGGCUUCAAGCACAAGUUUGGCAAGUUCAAGAGGCACAAGUUUGGCAAGUUCAAGUAA